CCCAUUUACAAUGCCUUCAAGACCGACAGCUCAUUCUACUUCAUGGCGUUCUUCUUUGUGUUCAUGGCACAACUUUUUAUUGCUAUAAUUCAGGCCAUUGGUAUACCAGGAUGGGGUGUUUGCGGCUGGUUGGGCACCAUCUCCUUCUUUGGCACGAGUAUCUUUGCCUCCAUCAUCAUGUUAAUCCCCACCCUCAUGUUCACCGCAGUCGCUGCCAUCUCGUUUAUCGUGCUCACGAAGGUUCAUAACUUCUACCGUGGCAGUGGCGGCAGCAUGAGUAAAGCGCAGGAGGAGUGGGUGUCUGGCGCCUGGAAGAACCCUCAGGUCCAGCAGGCGGCUCUGGGUGCAGCGGCCGGAGCGGUGCAGGGCCCGCAGACGCCGCAGUACUCCACACAAAACUACGACAACACCAUGUGAAACACAGCCAGAGCAUCAGUCAUCAACACACACACACACACAGGCCGAGCCACACACCCGCUGAGCCUGAAGUGAGGUGGAACGAACCGACUGAUGCUUGGUUGCUCAGUUUUUAAUUUAAAUGUUUGUGUGUUUGUUCAUGUUUUUGUAUCUGUUUUAGCCUAUUUGCUCCCUGCUUUCUGCUAACGUUCCCAUUAAGUUAUGAAAACAUUAUUUCAGAAUAUAUUUCCUGAACAUUCAACACGACCAUU
Molecule: messenger RNA, 668 nt
Organism: Sinocyclocheilus grahami
Lineage: Eukaryota; Metazoa; Chordata; Actinopteri; Cypriniformes; Cyprinidae
Product: secretory carrier-associated membrane protein 5-like
Exons: 4
Coding region: 43-417 (124 amino acids)
Biological process (GO): protein transport
Cellular component (GO): trans-Golgi network membrane; recycling endosome membrane
Source: RefSeq, a predicted model, not a curated record